Messenger RNA from Phaedon cochleariae (mustard beetle), 1542 nucleotides. NCBI's taxonomy places the organism in Eukaryota, Metazoa, Arthropoda, Insecta, Coleoptera, Chrysomelidae. The record is from the annotation of a GenBank genome assembly.
UUUUUUAGUUGUCUGCUGAUCUUGUCAAUAUUAUUAUUUAUUAUUUGGAUUCUGGAUCUGGAAUUUCUGGAUAAAAAUAGCAAACAUUCAAGGAAAAAAAGAAAAAAGACCUGAAUUAUGUCCACUCCUGAAAGCAUUGAUGAAAGUCUUGGGAGGCCAAUCAAGAAGGGCACCCUGAGUGUCAGCCAUAACUGGUACCAAACAGAUAGGAUGGUAUGUAUUGGUGUAUUGGUGAAAAGUAUAAAAGCAGAGUAUUUCAAAGUGAAAAUUGAGGAUGACAAAGUGACAGUGUCUAUUUCCCAUCCAAGUUAUGAAUUCUUUGAACUUACCAUCAAUCUGCUACAUAAAAUACAAAGUGACAAAUCUGACUACAGGUUAUCAGCAGCCAAAAUAGAAGUGAACCUCUUGAAAGUUGAUGGGAUCACAUGGAAAACACUUGAGGCUCCCCCAAAAGAGGAGAAUAUAGAAGCUAUACAAACUGUACCUGGUCCUCAAUUUGAUAAACCUCCAUCUUAUCCCACUUCAAAAAAAGGCAAAGAUUGGUCUCUAAUUGAAAAAGAGAUAAUACAGCAGGAAGCUCAAGAGAAACCUGAAGGAGAGGAAGCAGUUAAUAAAUUAUUUCAAGAAAUUUAUGGGAAGGGUAGUGAUGAGGUUAAAAUGGCAAUGAACAAGAGUUAUAUGGAAAGUGGUGGUACAGUACUGAGUACAAAUUGGAAUGAAAUAUCCAAACAGAAGGUGGAUGUAAAACCUCCAGAUGGCAUGGAAUUUAAGAAGUGGAAUGAUUAAGUGUUUGCAAUUGUAAUAUUACCUAGUUGUUUUCAGAGAGUUUUGGUUAUUUUUAUGAUUCUUUGAGCUAUUUUCUACCUUGAACAAGAGAGAGGAAAGUUCUCUCCUUUUUCAUUUUUCUCUUCAGUGCUACCAAUGUCAAUGUGGUCGCAAAUAUAGAGAGGUCCGAUAAAUCUUUCUUUGUCUAACACCUAGUUAGUCCACUGAAUUAAUUUUUAAUUCAACAGAGUCAAAUUAAUGAUAUUAAGAAAUGAUGUCAAAAUAAGUACAUGAUAUCUGUGAUUUCAUUUCAAAAAUUUGAAAGGCUAUCAGUCAAUGACAAUUAUGACAUAUAGACAUCAAAUCAUUAUAAUCUGAACUAACUGAAUAUCUCACUAGAAAAAGAAUUUGAUUAGUUAGAAUGCAUGUUAGCUGAUUCAGUUCAGUCCAAGUAAAAUAUGUCAGUUCAGAAGGAAAUAAUAUUAUUCACGAUACAAAAUAAGCGUACGCCACCUAUCGGGGUUCUUGAAAGCUGUCAAAACAGCAUGUUUACUUUGUUUUCAUUGGUUCACAUUUGUUUUUUGUUUGUGCAGUGGCGCAGACUAGAGGCUAGAUAAGGAAAUAUUUAUUGCGGUCAGGUUGGUAUCAUUGAAGAUAAAGAUGGAAGAGGAGAGAACUUUCUCUCGUUCAAGGCAUUUAGUUCAAGGUAGAAAAAAACUCAAUUAAGUUUUAUAAAUUCAUUAUUUCAGUUCUUAUUUAAUAUAAUCGUUUUGAAGC